This is a messenger RNA of Nicotiana attenuata, 405 nucleotides long. RefSeq names its product SPX domain-containing protein 2-like. Gene Ontology annotation, biological process: cellular response to phosphate starvation. The transcript has 2 exons. The record is from RefSeq and is a predicted model, not a curated record. Bases 1 to 405 code for a protein of 134 amino acids. Lineage: Eukaryota; Viridiplantae; Streptophyta; Magnoliopsida; Solanales; Solanaceae.
AUGGUAUUACAUUUUACAACAUGUGACUCAAGAGAUAUCAACUCAAAUUCAAGAAAUAACAGAUCAAACUGGACAUACAUCAUUAGUUACAGGGCAGCAGAAGUUCGACAUUUUUGGGCAGGUUUGGCUAAGAUAUUGAAAAAGUAUGACAAGAAAACUGGUGGAUUACUGCGCUUGCCCUAUAUACAAAAGGUGCUUCAACAGCCAUUCUACAUAACUGAUCUCAUCUCAAAGCUUGUCAAAGAGUGUGAAAGCACCAUAAAUUCAGUGUUUCCAACAUGUGAUGAAGGAAAAUCAGUGAGUCAAUUAGGGGGAGAAGGAGAAGGAAUUAUAACAGUAGUAGGAGAAGUAUGCAACCAAUUUGAAUAUGCAGAUCGCAGUUUUCAAUUCCACUCUUGGAAAUAA